AUGGAGAAGAAGAAACACUUUGUUUUGGUUCAUGGAGCUAGCCAUGGUGCUUGGUGCUGGUACAAGCUUGUUCCCCUUCUCAAAUUGGCUGGUCACCAUGUCACUGCUUUAGACCUUGGUGCUUCUGGGGUCAAUCCAAAACAGCUAGAUGAGCUUGAGUCCAUUUCUGACUAUGUUCAACCAUUAAUGGAAUUCAUGGCCUCACUUCCUCAACAUGAGAGGGUGAUUUUAGUUGGUCAUAGCUAUGGUGGCUUUGCUUUAUCACUAGCCAUGGAGAAUUUUCCUGAGAAAAUCUGGGUAGCUGUUUUUGUCUCAUCCUUUAUGCCAAAUUAUACUGAUCCACCAGCAACGCAAGUACAAGAAUAUUUGAAGAGGCUAUCAGAGGAAUCCGUAUUAGAUAGCCAGUUCAAGUUUGAUCGAGGGCAAGAAAACCCGCCAACAUCAGUUUCUCUGGGGCCAAAGUACUUGGAAACCAUUAUGUAUAAGAACUGUUUACCAGAGGCAAGUACACAAUCAACAGGCAAAGUCAAAUCUUCACAUGGAUGCUCGAUAAUGGCGUUUGAUGAUAUUGAGUUAGCCAGAGUGCUGAUCAGGCCCCACAAGUUUUUCUUGGAAGACUUGGCCAAGGAAUCUUUGCUAAGUAAAGCUAAAUUUGGAUCAGUGGAGAGGGUGUUUGUGGUGUGCAAAGAAGAUGGAGUGUUCGGGGAGGAAAUUCAACAAUGGAUCAUUGAGAAUAGUCCAACAAAAGAAGUUAAAUUCAUUGAAGGUGCUGCUCAUAUGGUCAUGCUAUCAAAGCCCAAAGAUAUUUGCCUGUGUCUCGAGGAAAUUGCAGAGAAGUAUUUGUGA
Molecule: messenger RNA, 846 nt
Organism: Dovyalis caffra
Lineage: Eukaryota; Viridiplantae; Streptophyta; Magnoliopsida; Malpighiales; Salicaceae
Source: the annotation of a GenBank genome assembly